This is a messenger RNA of Sycon ciliatum, 3678 nucleotides long. RefSeq names its product ATP-dependent 6-phosphofructokinase, muscle type-like. NCBI's taxonomy places the organism in Eukaryota, Metazoa, Porifera, Calcarea, Leucosolenida, Sycettidae. The coding region runs from base 198 to 2633 and encodes 811 amino acids. Gene Ontology annotation, cellular component: cytoplasm; 6-phosphofructokinase complex. Gene Ontology annotation, biological process: fructose 6-phosphate metabolic process; fructose 1,6-bisphosphate metabolic process; canonical glycolysis. The record is from RefSeq and is a predicted model, not a curated record. Gene Ontology annotation, molecular function: AMP binding; ATP binding; identical protein binding. The transcript has 24 exons.
CUCAAGUGGUGUUUUGGAGUGAUGAUUGCUCGCGUAUUCUUGGGGUGAUUAGCUAGGUUGCGAUGGAAGUCUUUUGAGAAGUUAGAAUUCUUCCGGACAGGUCUGGUUGCUUCAAGUAAUAACUGCUCUGCACACAGCAGCUGACAGUAAGUAGGAGCAGGAGCUCUCCACGGGAGGGUUUAUAAGUUGCCUUCAGCAUGGCCAAACGAACGUCGAGUAGUACGUCUUUCGGCUCGGAGCUCUGUCCACCAGAGAAGAUGCCUCGGAUCACGCUGCCGCCGCAAUCGCCUCAGCCGAGCUUUGCCGUGUCACGCUCCUCCAGCCCCCUCACUGUGGAAUUAGAGCGGAGAAAAUGUAUUGCUGUGAUGACGAGCGGAGGGGACUCUCAAGGUAUGAACGCGGCUCUGCGUGGACUGGUCCGAAUGGCCAUGUAUCGCCACGCCCGAGUGUUUCUGAUCUAUGAGGGUUACCAAGGACUGGUGCAGGGCGGAGAUCUCAUCAAGGAAACAACCUGGUACGGAGUCUCGCACAUCAUGGGAAAGGGAGGCACUGUGAUUGGCACUGCCCGUUGUAAGGAAUUCCGCGAGAGAUGGGGACGGCGUGCAGCUGCUCUUAACUUGGUCAAGAAACGCAUCACCAACCUGAUUGUCAUCGGAGGUGAUGGCAGCUUGACCGGCGCCAACUUGUUCCGCGAGGAAUGGCCCGAGUUGCUUCAAGAGCUGGUUGAGGAAGGUAACAUCAGUGCUCAAGAGCAGACGGAAUGCGAUCACUUGAAUAUCGUCGGGAUGGUGGGUUCUAUUGACAAUGACAUGUGUGGUACCGACAUGACACUCGGAGCAGAUUCCGCUUUGCAUCGUAUCGUGGAGGCUGUUGAUGCAAUCUCUUUCACCGCGUCCAGUCAUCAGCGUUGUUUUGUACUCGAGGUGAUGGGCCGUCAUUGCGGGUACUUGGCUCUGGUCAGCUCUCUAGGUUGCAACGCCGAUUGGUGUCUAAUACCGGAGUCUCCGCCUUCAGACAACUGGGAAAAGAAGAUGUGUGAGCAGCUGUGUAGGAGUCGAGAAGAAGGUGCUCGCAUGAAUCUCAUCAUAGUUGCUGAAGGUGCUGUCGAUCGGCAAGGCCAGCCAAUCUCAUCGCAAUACGUCAAGUCGGUUAUUGAGAAAGAGCUCGGCUAUGACACUCGUAUCACCGUGCUGGGCCAUGUGCAGCGUGGUGGUGCACCGUCGGCUUACGAUCGUCUCAUGGGUUGUCGAGUCGGAGCUGCAGCGGCCAAUGCUGUGCUGGAUGCUGACAAGGACAACGAACCAGUGUUAGUUGGCUUGCAAGGCAACCGUGUUGUUCAAUCACCGCUAAUGAAGUGUGUGCGUGAGACUCAAGGCAUAGCGGGUGCAAUGAAGGACGGUAACUUCAAGGAAGCUCUGUCGAUGAGAGCUGGUUCGUUUGUACGACACUGGGCAACAUUUCGCCGCUUGAGCCGUUAUGACAAGUUGCCUGUUGUCCCGGCGACGGAGAAGCUGCGUUUUGCUCUGCUGCACGUGGGUGCCCCGGCCGCUGGGGUCAACACGUGCACGCAGGCAUUUUUUCGCCUGACAACCUACCAUGGCCACCAGGUCUAUGCCGUGCACGAGGGCUUCGACGGGCUGGCAAAGGGAUCGAUUCAACUGCUUGAUCGUUCGCAAGUGCUGAAGUGGAGUGUUGCUGGCGGAUCUCAUUUAGGAACUAACAGGUCACUGCCGUCCAAGGAGGGUUUGCCACUUAUUGCUGAGCAACUGAAGAAGCAUCGCAUCAAUGGCUUGCUAGUUAUUGGAGGCUUUGAGGCGUUCCACAGCCUGUGUAUUCUGGAGGAUGCUCGCAAGGACUACCCGGCAUUCUGCAUUCCCAUGUUGAAUGUCGCCGCUACCAUCAGUAAUAAUGUACCAGGCACCGAUCAUAGCAUGGGAUGUGAUACUGCUCUCAACAUUAUUAUUGAGACCACCGAUCGUCUGAAGCAGUCGGCCGUUGCCAGUCGAAAGCGAGUGUUUGUGAUCGAGACGAUGGGAGGCCACUGCGGUUUCCUGGCAACGAUGGGCGGACUGGCGGGUGGGGCGGACGCUGCCUACAUCUUUGAAGAGAAGUUCACCAUCUCUGAUUUACAGAAUGACGUCCGGCACUUGGUGAGCAAGUUUCAGCAAGGCAUCUGGAGAGGCAUUAUCCUCAGAAAUGAGAAAUGCUCCCCCUACUACACGACUGACUUCAUCACAAACCUGUACUCAGCAGAGGGCGGAGAGCUGUUCACCACACGCUCCAAUGUGCUCGGACACAUGCAGCAGGGAGGACUGCCUUCUCCGUACGAUCGGCAUCUGGGUGUGAGAUUUGCCAAGUGCUCGCUGGACUUCUUUCUGGACCACUGCACGCUAGAACCGCAGCCGCAAUGCUCGUCAGCAACUGCGUGCACGGUGGGCAUGCGUGCACGUAAGACUGUGUUCACGCCAGUCAGUGAGCUCAAGCUGCGAACUGAUUUCAAGAACCGCUUACCGCUGGACCAGUGGUGGCUGGAAUUACGGCCGUUGCUCCGUAUUCUCGCCAAGCAUCGAGACUACCACUUCAAGCCUGGCGAUCUUGCAGCCGACGAGAUUGAGCAGAGCACCACGCCAUGAGGCCGAUGGCGCUGCUGCUGCAGCAGCAGCCAGCGCAUCAUCACCACCACCACCACUACCGCCUAACUAGAUAGCGUGCUUAUCCCCACUUCAUUACAAGCAAUCUUAUUUUAUUAGCCUGCUGGGACUGGGUCAGCCUAGUUCUUGGGAGACUUGUCAGUUGCUGGACAAGUUCACCUGCCAAGUGCUCCCCUCAACCUACUCUCUUGGAAAUAUGGACACUGACGGUCGCUCCUUCACAUCACACAGAUGAUGACCGUAUGUUCUCCUUGAUGUGUGUGUCAUGCUGCACUGGAGCUGGGUGAUCUCUGCCUCGUGCCUUUCAAUUUGUGUGUGUGUGUGUGUGUGUGUGUGUGUGUGUGUGCGUGUGUAUGUGUAUGUGCGCAUGUGUGUGUGCGUGUGUAUGUGGGUGUGUGUGGGUGUGCGCGUGUGUGUGUGUGUGUGUGUGUGCGUGUGUAUGUGUAUGUGCGCAUGUGUGUGUGCGUGUGUAUGUGGGUGUGUGUGGGUGUGCGCGUGGGUGUGCGUGUGUGUCUGUGUGUCUGUAUCUGUGCAUGUGUGUGUACAUGUGUGUGUGUGUGUGUGUGUGUGUGUGUACGUGUGUGUGUGUGUUUUUGCUGUCCGUGUUCGACCACGCUUCGCCCGGCUGGUAACUUUCUCUUGUCCUUUGACUGAGAGGAUGGGACGUGUGGACACAGGCAAUCGUGCCACCGCACAAAUGUCUGUCACGUGCAGUUCAUCGGUUGUCUUAGCUUGUCACUUUGCAAAUUUAGGUCCGAACGGAAUAUGUUAUAUACUUCCUAUUACAUUUUAUCACUGAACAAUUGCUUCUGCUGCACUCAACUAUUUUUACUUUCCGCCCGCACAGAAUAUCUGCUGUUGCUAUUAUAUUCACGCCCUAUCCUCGGCUUGCUUUACAUUAGCAGGUUGCACGCCGCACACUCUGUCCUGCCCGCCUCCAGGAGGUGUUGGUUUUGUUGCGAAGCCCGUUGGGCCUCUCCGUAGUGCAUUUACUCAAUGGUACCUUCCAAGUUCUGUGCGCUUGUUA